GCCAGUGAAUUGAUAAAAAAUCCUUUUGGAACUAAUAAUUAUUUCGUCUUUGGUAUUAUUUUACAAAUAAAUGGCAAAGCUUUUAACACCAACUUGGCAUUGUAUUGCUCUCUUACUGAAUCAAUAAAUUAGAUAAAGAAACGUGUAAUUGCAUCGGCCUUCUGGCGCACAGCUGCUGAGUGCUCAUUUCCUAUUUCACUUCAGAUGCAAAGUAUCUUCUACCUAAGUGCACAUCAGAAGCGUGUCGCGCGUUUCAGUUUCGAAGAAACGCCCGUGGUGGAGUGUUUCUCCGUCGACGACGAUGUAUCGACUACGAGAGAUACGGAGCGGCGGCGGAACGGAUUUUACCCGAUAUUCAUAGUGCACUGAUAAGAGAGAUAACGGAGCAAACCGUAUUUAUUCCACUCACAAAAUUAUCAGUUACAUGCCGAUUCUAAAGGAACACUCAUCAUGGUUCGCGAUCGUAUGCCCGAUUUGCGUGCGAGCCGAAGUAACAACAGUACCUUUGGCAGAGGGUUCUUGCAGGACGUGCAUCUUCAAAUAGCUCAGAACAAAAAGCUCAAGGAGCUACUCGACGAAGCCGAGGAAAUACGCACUCUGAUCCAACUCAUAGUCGAAAACGUUUCCAUCGUGAAGAACUUGCAUAACAAUAUCCUGUCGCACACGAACAAGGACUUACAAAAGGAAUUGGAGACUCGCACGUGUACGAUCUCGCAGACGGCUUUUCGCGUGCAGCGAAAGUUACGAGAUAUCGGGAAAGGUAUUACUGUCAUUGACGAUUUGACUGUGACGCAUGAUGAGCCUGUAUACACGAGAAUCAGGACGUUGCAAUAUACAACUAUGCUGCAAUCGUUUUCCGAGAUCAUGGCGGAUUAUAAUGCCUCGUUACUAAAGUAUCAUGAUAAGUGCCUCUUGCUCUUGCAACAGCAACGUACACUACUAAGGCGGCAGGUUACAAGCGUGGAAUUGGACCAUAUGCUCGAUGCCCAAGAAACUAGCUUAUUUGUCGAUAAUAUUUUAGAAGACAGCGAAAUAGCGAGGCAACAAUUGUCAGACAUAAAAAGUAGACAUAACGAUGUCCUGAAAUUGGAAAAAUCUCUCACAGAGAUUAGAGAUAUGUUUGCGGAAAUGGCAUUCCUGAUCGAGAAACAGGGAGAACAGAUUAACAACAUAGAAUAUUUUGCAAAUAAAACCACGGAUAACAUAGAUGGUGGACGCGUUCAACUGAGACAGUCAGAACAGAGAAAUCAUCGACAUAGAAAGCGAAAAAUCAAGAUUGCCAUUAUCAUAAGUGUAAUAGUGAUAAUUUUUCUUUUAUUUAUUAUUGCAUCGCUUUAGAAACUAUACAAGAUAUCUUAUAAAUAUAUAGUUUACACGAAUGUUUUAAUGUGUCAAUUAGGAAUAAAAAAUUUAUGUGAUUAAUUUA
Molecule: messenger RNA, 1426 nt
Organism: Wasmannia auropunctata (little fire ant)
Lineage: Eukaryota; Metazoa; Arthropoda; Insecta; Hymenoptera; Formicidae
Product: syntaxin-1A-like
Exons: 9
Coding region: 451-1338 (295 amino acids)
Biological process (GO): intracellular protein transport; vesicle fusion; exocytosis
Cellular component (GO): endomembrane system; plasma membrane; SNARE complex
Molecular function (GO): SNAP receptor activity; SNARE binding
Source: RefSeq, a predicted model, not a curated record